Molecule: messenger RNA, 483 nt
Organism: Acaulospora morrowiae
Lineage: Eukaryota; Fungi; Glomeromycota; Glomeromycetes; Diversisporales; Acaulosporaceae
Source: the annotation of a GenBank genome assembly
AUGCCGCACUCUUACGGUACCCGCGCUCGUACGCGCUAUAUGUUCUCUCGUAAGUUCCGUGAGCAUGGAUACAUAAAACUUUCAACCUACCUCAAAACAUACAAGGUCGGCGAUAUCGUUGACAUUAAAGCCAACGGUGCUGUCCAAAAGGGUAUGCCGCACAAGUUCUACCAUGGUCGUACCGGGAUUGUCUACAAUGUAACGAAAUCUGCUGUCGGAGUUAUUAUCAACAAACGUGUUGGUAAUCGUUACAUUGAAAAGCGAAUCAAUGUUCGCAUUGAACAUAUCAAGCAUUCAAAAUGUAGAGAUGAUUUUUUACGCCGCGUAAAAGAAAAUGCAAUCAAGAAGAAAGAGGCGAGAGACAAGAAGGAAAAGGUAAACCUCAAAAGGCAACCCGAACAACCUCGAACUUCCCACUUUGUUUCCACCAAGAAGAACCCUCCAACAACAAUCACACCUAUUCCAUAUGACACUCUUGUCUAA